AUGGAUGAGCAGGACCCAGAAGGAUCUGGACUUGGCAAGAGAACAAGGAAAGGCCCCCAUCCUUUCCAAGCUGGGAGUGGUGUCAAAUUUUGGGAAAGACCUGUGCCAGACACCUGGGAUCAGGAGUCCCUGAACUCAGAAGUACUUUGCCAACGCUUUCAGCAGUUCCGCUUCUAUGAGGCCGAUGGGCCCCGAGAGGUUUGCAGCCAGCUCCAUGGACUUUGCAACCUCUGGCUGAAGCCAGAGAGACACACCAAGAAGCAGAUCGUGGACCUGGUGAUACUGGAGCAGUUCCUGACCCUCCUGCCCCAGGAAAUGCAGCACUGGGUCAGAGGUUGUGGGCCAGAGACCAGUUCCCAAGCGGUGGCCCUGGCUGAAGGCUUCCUCCUGAGUCAGGCAGAGGAGAAGAGGCAGGCAGAACAGAUGUGGGGUCCAUCCGUGAAGAGGGAAGUGAAGUUCUCUGAGACAGAAAGCGCUCCGCCAGAGGAAGGGCAGCUGACCCAGGCCCAGGAGCAUGCCCAAGAUGCCCUCUCGUGCGGCAGUGAAGAGGCAGCGUUGGUUUAUUCUCUUUGCGGAAGUAUAGAAACAGCUGCUGCACCUCCAGUCCAGUCUCCAUUUUCCUUUGAAGAAGUGGCUGUGUAUUUCACCGAGGCAGAGUGGGCCCUGCUGGAUCCAGACCAAAGAGCUCUCUACAACGAAGUCAUGCUAGAGAAUUACGCGAGCAUGGCCUCUCUGGCUGAGGGUUAUCAGUGGAAUGAGAGUGAUGAGGAAGUGCAUCAGCUAUUGCCAGAUAAAGUGAAGAAUGAAGAUCUGAAAGGGAAAUUCAGGAAUCAAGGCGAGACUCAGAGGCAAAAGGGAAGACCCAUGGUUAAGAAGAGAGAUAAGCCCAUUCCUGGCCAAGAGGGGGAUUUCCGUGAACUAAUCCACAUGAUGGAGGAAGGAUAUAAGUGUUUGGCGUGUGGAAUGAACUUCUCAGAUCAAACCCAAUAUGGUAUCCAUUUGCAAAUGCACAGUGGAAAGAAGACCCACCAAUGCGUGGAGUGUGGCAAGAGAUUCCUUUGCAGAGCAGAGCUCCUUAGACAUCAAAAAACACAUACAGGAGAGAAACCUUAUAGCUGCUCAGAUGGUGGUAAAAGCUUCUCACAGAAAUCACAUCUUGUUCAACACCAGAAGAUUCAUUCAGGAGUCACGCCAUUUAUCUGCCCAGAGAGUAGAAGGACGUUCUCUCGUGGAAGAAAGGAUAAUCCACUUUUUCCAAAGCAUAGUGUAAUGGGGGCACAUAAAUGUGUUCAGUGUGGGAAGUACUUCAAAUACAGAUCACAGCUCCUUGUGCACCAAAGACUACACAAGGGGGAGAAACCUUUUGAAUGCUCAGAGUGCAGAAAGAGAUUCAGUCAACGUGGCCAUCUUGAAAUGCAUCAAAGAACCCACACAGGGGAGAAACCUUUUGAAUGCUCAGAGUGUGGAAAGAGAUUCAAUUACAGUAGCACUCUUCAUCAGCAUCAAAGAACCCACACAGGGGAGAAACCUUUUGAAUGCUCAGAGUGUGGAAAGAGAUUCAGUCACAGUGGUGAUCUUAAAAAGCAUUUAAGAACCCACACAGGGGAGAAACCUUUUCAAUGCUCAGAAUGUGGAAAGAGAUUCAGUUACAGUGGUGAUCUUAAAAAGCACUCAAGAACCCACACAGGGGAGAAACCUUUUGAAUGCUCAGAGUGUAGAAAGAGAUUCAGCUACAGUAGCGAUCUUCAUCAGCAUCAAAGAGAAGGGGCGGGGGAGGCUGCGCUCGGCAUCCCCGACAGCGGGGCGACGCUUGGGCUGAUGGUUCCCUCUGCCAGCUAUCUCGGCCGCCCAGAAAUGAAGGCCGGGAAGUCUAAAAUCCCAGAGAGGCCGCCAGGAAACGGGAAGGCUGGGAGAGGGGAGGCGAUCCGGCCCCUUCCCUGCAUAGCGGAGGCCUCGCGAGUGAUCCAGAUUUGCAUGGUGGCUGGGGGGAAGGAGCAGAGAAUGUGGGGUCCAUCCAUGAAGAUCUCUGAUAUGGAAAGAGCUCCACCCGACGCAGGGCAGGGGGCCCAGGAGCCUUCCCAAGAUGCCCUCUUAUCUGGAGGUGUGUGCGAGUUAGCAAAUGAAAAAGAGCAACCAGUGAUGGAAAAGGAAAUCUAUUCAGAUGUGAAAGAGAACAGUGAAUAUUGUGAUGAGCUGAAGAUGGAGGUGAAACAUUCCAGAACCCAGCAGGCCAUCAACCACCUCCUCCAACUGGCUGCCAUAGAGCCAGUUCCUCGGCUAGAAUGUUUCCAGGGGGUAUACUCCACCUUCUUCAUGGUCCCCAAAAGAAACGGGGACUGGAGGGCCAUCCUCAACUUGAGAUACGUCAACCGGAGGAUGCAAAAGAAAUGUUUCCGCAUGGAGACUCUUCGCUCCAUCGUGGAACCCCUCCUCCCUGCAACGUUCAUGGCCGCGGUGGACCUCAAGGAGGCCUACCUACACAUCCCCAUUCACCCACUACACCGACGGUUCCUCUGCUUUGCUUAUGCCCAGGAACACUUCCAAUUCAAGGCCCUCCCUUUCGGACUUUCCUCAGUCCCGCGUGUAUUUUCAAAGAGUACUCCGCAAGAUUCAGCAGGAGAAGGCCAAAGUCUUGGUCGUAGCCCCCUUCUGGCCCCGCAGACCAUGGUUCACCACUCUACGCAGAAUGUCGGUGCAAGACCCCUGGAGAAUUCCAACCAAACAGAACAUGUUACGGUGCAUGGUCCCUCCAUGAAGACUGAAGCUACGUUCUCUAAGACAGAAAGAGUUCUAUCAGAGGAAAGGCAGCUGACCUGGGCCCAGGAGCCUUCCCAAGAUGUCCUCUCACACGGCAGUGAAGAGACAGUGUUGAUCCAUUCUCUUUGCGGUGGUGUGGAAACAGCUGCUCCAUCUCCAGUCCAGGUGAUGAUCAGUGGAAUGAGAGUGAUGAGGAAGUGCAUCAGCUAUUGA
Molecule: messenger RNA, 2970 nt
Organism: Euleptes europaea (tarantolino)
Lineage: Eukaryota; Metazoa; Chordata; Lepidosauria; Squamata; Sphaerodactylidae
Product: zinc finger protein with KRAB and SCAN domains 7-like
Exons: 15
Coding region: 1-2970 (989 amino acids)
Biological process (GO): regulation of DNA-templated transcription
Molecular function (GO): RNA polymerase II cis-regulatory region sequence-specific DNA binding; DNA-binding transcription factor activity, RNA polymerase II-specific
Source: RefSeq, a predicted model, not a curated record